This is a messenger RNA of Recurvomyces mirabilis, 1440 nucleotides long. RefSeq names its product Palmitoyl-protein thioesterase 1 (gene PPT1). NCBI's taxonomy places the organism in Eukaryota, Fungi, Ascomycota, Dothideomycetes, Mycosphaerellales, Teratosphaeriaceae. Gene Ontology annotation, molecular function: protein binding; hydrolase activity. The record is from RefSeq and is a predicted model, not a curated record. The transcript has 3 exons. The coding region runs from base 1 to 1440 and encodes 479 amino acids.
AUGGCGGCGACAGAAGAUGCGGUUGCGCUGAAGAACAAAGGAAACGAUGCUUUCAAGAGCAAAGACUGGCCGACAGCGAUAGAGUUCUACACAAAGGCGAUCGAGUUGAACGACAAAGAGCCUUCUUUCUACACCAACCGAGCACAAGCGAAUAUCAAACUCGAGGCAUAUGGCUACGCAAUCGCCGAUGCAUCCAAGGCGAUAGACAUUGACAGCUCGUUCGUCAAGGCAUUCUACAGAAGGGCGGUAGCCAACACGGCGAUACUGAAGCAUGGCGAUGCGAUUCACGACUGGAAGAUGGUGGUGCGGAAGAAUCCUGCAGACAAGGUUGCCAAGGCACAGUAUGAGGCAUGUCAGAAGAUGGUGAAGCGCGAUGCUUUCCUCAAAGCCAUCGAGGUGGCGGAUGCACCAUCUGCGGCAAUUGGUCUGGAUCUGGAAAGCAUGGUGGUAGAGGAUUCCUACGACGGUGCACAAUUGAAGGACUCCACAAUGACCCAAGGAUUCAUCGAUGACAUGAUUACCCGCUUCAAGAACGGCAAGAAGCUCCACCGGAAGUAUGUCUUCCAGAUAAUCCUGGCGGUCAAAGAUCUCGUCUACAACGAACCAACUAUGGUCGAAACCCAAGUUGCAUCAAACCACAAACUCACAGUCUGCGGGGACACACAUGGCCAGUACUUCGACCUGCUCGAGAUCUUCCGGCUCAACGGCUUCCCCUCUGACACCCACGGCUACCUCUUCAACGGCGACUUCGUAGAUCGCGGCAGCUGGUCGACGGAAAUCGCACUCCUGCUUUACGCGUACAAAAUGCUCCACCCUACCAACUUCUUCCUCAACCGCGGCAACCACGAGACAGAUGAUAUGAACCGCAUGUACGGCUUCGAAGGCGAAUGCAAAGCCAAGUACAACGAGCGGGUCUUCAAACUCUUCUCCGAGUCCUUCUCUGCCCUACCCCUCGCUACGCUCAUCGGCGACAAGUUCUUGACAUUACACGGCGGACUCUUCUCGGAUGAUGCGGUGAUGUUGGACGAUAUUCGUGCCUUGAAUCGCCAUAAACAGCGCCAACCUGGACAAUCAGGUCUGAUGAUGGAGAUGCUCUGGACAGAUCCUCAAACAGCUCCUGGUCGAGGUCCGUCAAAACGCGGCGUAGGGAUGCAAUUCGGGCCGGACGUCACGAAGCGAUUCUGUGAGAAGAAUGGUCUGGAAGCUAUCAUUCGCAGUCAUGAGGUCAGGAUGGAAGGAUAUGAGGUUGAGCACGAUGGGCGAUGUAUCACCGUUUUCUCAGCGCCCAAGUACUGCGAUUCGACGGAGAACAAGGGCGCGUACAUCAACAUCGAAUCGGAUCUCAAGCUGGAUUUCCACAAGUUUGAUGCAGUGCCGCAUCCGGACAUCAAGCCUAUGGCGUACGCAAAUAAUGGUAUGAUGUCGAUGAUGGGUAUGUAA